Messenger RNA from Verruconis gallopava, 1557 nucleotides. RefSeq lists its product as uncharacterized. The record is from RefSeq and is a predicted model, not a curated record. NCBI's taxonomy places the organism in Eukaryota, Fungi, Ascomycota, Dothideomycetes, Venturiales, Sympoventuriaceae. The coding region runs from base 1 to 1557 and encodes 518 amino acids. Gene Ontology annotation, molecular function: transmembrane transporter activity. The transcript has 5 exons. Gene Ontology annotation, biological process: transmembrane transport.
AUGCCAGACUAUGAGAAGGAGGAAUUGGGCACCGAUCUCAAUCCUGGGAUUCUCAUUUCCGAUCACACAAUCGCAAAGGUAGCGAGCCGACAGUCCGCCCAAUCGAAACGGAUCGGCGCGAAGAAAGAGGCGGUUGAAAGCCAGGUCGACAUCGACAAGAUGGACAAUGGAGACUCCUCGUCGCUCUCGAGUGGGAAUGGCUUGGAACCCACGCCUACGGCUGGAAACGAGCUCGAGGUCACGCCGACGAGUGACAAGAUCAUUGUGUCCUUUAGCGACGAUGACCCGGAGAACCCAUACACUUGGAGCAUGACCAAAAAAAUGUUCGUCUUGUUCGUGUCCAUCUGCUGCGUCAUGAACUCGACCGUGUCCAGCGGUCUGGCGUCCAACUCGGCCUCCUUCUACGGUCGCGAGUUCGGCGUCACCUCCAACGCCCUGCUCAUACUUCCCACGUCGCUUUUCCUGCUCGGCUACGUCAUCGGCCCCGUAUUCUACGGACCGAUGUCAGAGCAGUACGGCCGCAAGUAUGUCUCCGUCUUCGCCUUCAUCUUCUUCGCCAUAUGGACCAUGGCCAGCGCGCUGGCGCCUAACCUGGCCGCGCUGGUCGUCUUCAGGUUCCUGUGCGGCAUUGGCGCCGCGUGUCCCAUCGUCGUCGUAGGCGGGACGUGUGCCGACAUAUUCAAAAGCCCCGCGUCGCGUGGUCGAGGCAUGGCCAUCUUCAUGGGCGCGACCACCUUUGGACCCUGUGCGGGACCCGUCAUUUCCGGGUACAUAUCGCCCGCCCUGAACUGGAGAUGGUCCUUCUGGGUCGGCCUCAUCUUCGCCGGCGCCACCAUGGUGCCUCUCCUGCUCGUGCCCGAGACGUAUGGUCCGGUCCUGCUGAAGCGGCGAGCGCAAAAGAUGCGCAAAGAGAGCGGAAACGACAAGAUCGUGGCACCCAUCGAGCUGGAGAAGGAGGACUGGCGGCACGUUGUCAGUAAGGUCCUCACCCGACCGAUACGCAUGUUCAUCUUCGAGCCGCUCGUUCUGUUCAGCUGUCUGUACCUCAGCUUCGUGUACGGGGUGUUCUACAUGCUGUUCCAGGCGUAUCCCAAGGUCUACGUCAACAUCUACGGCUUCUCGCUCGGCCAGGAAGGGUUGACGUUCAUCUCCAUCGGCGUGGGCGCCUGCUUCGCCAUCCCAAUGUAUCUCUGGUGGGACAGCAUCACCAAGAAAGCGCGAGCGCAGAACAAGGAAUGGGUGCAGCAGGAAGAGAUGCGCCGUCUGCCGCUGGCGUGUGCGGGCGGGCCGUUCUUCAUGGUCAGCUGUUUCUGGCUCGGCUGGAGCGCCAGGGAAAGCGUCCACUGGGCCGUGCCGGUGUGUUCGGGCAUCUUCUUCGGCGUGGGCUAUCUCCUGAUCUUCAUGGCGCUGCUCAACUACCUCGUGGACGCGUACAAGAUCUUUGCGGCAAGUGCCAUGGCGGCCGCGUCGGCGUCCAGAUCGCUUUUUGGAUGCGUGCUGCCGUUUGCUGCAAGACCAAGUAAGUUUGAAAAUAUGCCCCACCUUGUGACGGCUUAG